AUUCGUUGGUAUGACAACUGCAAACUGUAAUUUUAUGGAACCAUCAAGUCAUGCUAUAAUUUCAGAAGAAAACCCUAAUUCUUAUGUCAUAAGACCUCAGUUUGAACAAAAAUUCCGACCAUGGACGGUGAAAAGUAUCCUCUCUAAAAUAUUAAGAGAACGACUGGAAAAUGAAGUUUAUUCUCCAGAGAACAUUCAUGAGAAGUGUGUUGCCCUAUCAGAUGAAAUCAAGCAAACGCUAAAAAAGACAUUAUCUUUACAGCGCUACAGAUAUUUGGUACAAGUCAUCAUUGGAGAGCAAAAGGGCCAAGGUGUGAAGGUAGCUUAUCGAUGUUACUGGGAUUCUGACACAGACAAUUAUGCUGAAGCAUUAUUUAUGAACGACUCAUUGUUCUGUGUAGCUUCUGCAUUUGCUGUGUUCAGCUACUAAAUCACUAUCGGAUGUUUCAUUUCCAGUUUCUGUAAACAAAUUUGCAUAUUGUUAUAUAAGUGUGAAUCUUUUUAAUCAUCAAGGCUAGGAGCGUAUAUUAUUCCUCUCCCAAUAAAUUUUUGUGCUUUUCA
Heterobilharzia americana is the source of this 561-nucleotide messenger RNA. NCBI's taxonomy places the organism in Eukaryota, Metazoa, Platyhelminthes, Trematoda, Strigeidida, Schistosomatidae. The record is from the annotation of a GenBank genome assembly.